Messenger RNA from Paramuricea clavata, 581 nucleotides. NCBI's taxonomy places the organism in Eukaryota, Metazoa, Cnidaria, Anthozoa, Malacalcyonacea, Plexauridae. The record is from the annotation of a GenBank genome assembly.
CUGAGUUGGACGUCUACGACACGUUCGUGUGGACUGCAGUUGGAGAUGAUAAGAAGAUUGCUAAAGUUCUUGAAAAAUUCGAUGAACAUUACGAGCCAAGAAAAAACGUUACCUAUGAAAGAUACAUAUUUUUCACCAGAGCACAAGAAACCUGUGAAACCAUUGACCAGUAUGUCACAACAUUAAAGAGGCUUAGUGACACCUGUGAAUUUGGGACAUUAAGAAACACUCUCACCAAGAACAGAAUAGUCCUGGGAGUGAAAAAUCAGAAAAUUCGUGAGAGACUUCUUCGUGAGCCAGACCUAACCCUUGACAAAUCACUUGAUUUGGUUAGAGCUGCAGAACGUACGGAAAUGCACAUCAAAGUAAUCAACGAUGGGUCAGCGGUACAUGGUAUAAAUCACAAGAAAAGUAAAUUUAACGAGAGAAAUUCUCAAGAGGAAAACUCAAAGAAAUCCAAUCGAACAGAGAAUUCUUUAACGUCUGAGGUGUUCAACUGUCGUAACUGUGGAACUAAACACAAAGGGAAAGAAUGUCCUGCAUAUGGGAAAACGUGUCAUCGCUGUCGUAAAUCGAAUUAG